Messenger RNA from Mixia osmundae IAM 14324, 2176 nucleotides. RefSeq lists its product as uncharacterized. NCBI's taxonomy places the organism in Eukaryota, Fungi, Basidiomycota, Mixiomycetes, Mixiales, Mixiaceae. The record is from RefSeq and is a predicted model, not a curated record. The coding region runs from base 440 to 1963 and encodes 507 amino acids. Gene Ontology annotation, cellular component: mitochondrion. The transcript is spliced from 4 exons. Gene Ontology annotation, molecular function: FAD binding; proline dehydrogenase activity.
CGCUUCUCGCUUAUCAGUCCAUCUUGCUGACCACACACGUCGGACCUGACUCGGCUGGCAGCCCCGUAGAUGCUCGCAGACGGCACACUCAAACGCCGACUUCGCAUCUUUGACCCUACUUAGAUCCAGAUCCAACAUGUUGCUUGCUCGCGCUUUGGCCUUACAGCGAGUCCCCCACCGAGUAUCAGCUGCUCAGGAGGCGUUUUUCGUAGUUCCCAAGCCUUGCAGAUAUACUUCUACGGCUCAAGCUGGCACUCGCCAGCAAUGGCGAGCCUCGGGCAGCCGCGCAACCCGCAUUGCUGCCUUUAGCCUGCUUGCGACAGGGGCGACGAUCUACUAUCUGCGCCACCAAGACUUGCGGAUCAGAGAACAUCAGGAACUCGCCGUAGCCAGAUCGGCAGCCAUCUCUGACCCUCUCGACGUCCUCAAUCCAGCCGAAAUGGCAAAGGGCAAGCACCUACGCGCGAUGCCCCUACCAGUUCUACUGAGGUCAUACCUCGUCUACGCCCUUUCGUCGUCAGGCUUCAUCGUCGAGCAGUCGCCCAAGAUCAUCAGUGCUCUAGAGACCGUCAGAGAUACCGUGCCGCUCGUCGGUCCGCUUGUUUGGUCCACGUUUGCAGGGGUCAUGCGCAACACCUUUUUCGCGCAUUACGUCGGCGGCGAGACCGUGCCGGGCUGUUUUGGCCUCAUGGACGAGCUCGAGAAAGAAGGCUGCUCGGCCAUGCUCAACUACAGCGUCGAGAAGGACGCAAGUACUGCUGCCCAAUCUGGCAUCAUCGACGAAAACGUCGAAGAGAUCCAUCGCGCCAUUGUCGCCUCUGGCCAUGCAGGACGUGCUCGAUCGACCUGGGUAGCUAUCAAGAUCACCGGUCUCGUACACAAUCCGGGCCUCAUACAACGCGCUUCGGAGGCACUCGCCUCCUCGACAGCCUACCAGCGUGGCCAGCUUGCCGUGUCAGCCGACACUCUCUUUCCUGCCGGGCCCGCCUUGUCCGAACAAGACCACGUUGACCUCGAUAGCUUGCUCGAAGGUCUGCGAAAGGCCUGCUCUCAGGCCAAGGCGCUCGGCGUCCGCGUGGCUAUCGAUUCGGAGCAGUCGUGGUAUCAUCCGGCGAUCGACCACAUUCACGACUUGUUGGCAAUCGAAUUCAAUAGAGUCGAAGCACCGCCGGAUCUCAGGAAGCCUGGCUUCCUUGCCAGAUGGAUCUGGGGGGACCGCAUUCCCUUGACGCCCUCCUCCGUGCCACCGACUGUCUUCAAUACCUUUCAGUGCUACCGCAAGGAUACUGAGGAAAGAUUGUCCAUCUCGCUGGCGCGGUCCGUCCAAUUGAACCAUUCGCUCGGCGUGAAGCUGGUCCGAGGCGCCUAUGCAGACACUGAACGCGCUCGUGCUCUGGCUGCCGGUCUCAAGACUUCGCCCGUCUGGGACAGCAAGCCGGAGACGGAUGCAUGCUACGAUCGCUGUGCCGCAAUCUGUGUCGAAAGGGUCGAUCACGAUCUCAACACCGCUCGCGGACAAUGGUCGCCUGGUAUCGGCAUUCUCAUCGCGACUCAUAAUGCUACCUCGGUCAAGCGCAUGCUCACCGAUCUUAGAGCUCGCAAGCUGAUCAUGAACGCCGGUGCUCGGCUCGACGUGAGCGAAGAGGUGCGCGGGCGCAUCUGCUUUGCACAGCUGCUCGGCAUGUCCGACGCCUUGACAUUCGCGCUGUCGCAACUCUUCAGUGGAUCCGAGACGGUGCCUAGCUACAAUACGGCUACAUCCAUCUCGCCUUAUCCUGUCUCGCCUUUGCCCAUCGUCGCCAAGUACAUCCCCUACGGUCCCCUCGAUCGUGCUCUGCCUUAUCUCAUUCGCCGAGCUCAGGAAAAUCGCAGCGUAUUGACGGGCGCGGAUGGCAGCGGUCGGGGAGGUGCGAGCGAUGAGCGCCGUCUCAUAGGAGCAGAGAUCCGCCGCCGUUUUCUAUAAUGGCUUGCUCAGGCUGGAGUGCCCACUCCACUGGCUUCGCUCAGGCUAAGCUUCCGGAGAGAGUCUGCAAGUUGCAAGAGAGCUAGACUGCAAGCAGCGUAGAUGCAUAGAUUCUACUUCUUACCCUUUUGCACCUUCGGCAACGGUCUUGUGUAGGGUAAGAAGGUUCUCCCUUGCAUGUACGGCUGCAGGACUUCGGGAAUAUUGACACCC